GUGAAUGUUUAUGCCGGUGCAUGGUGGAUGAACGCUGUUGUGCGUAUUACGAGUACUAGCCAUGACUAGUAAAUCAACAGCGGCAAAGUUCAUUGUGUGAGUGGUUCGCGCUGUCCUCGAACCAUGUCUGACGACAGGACAAAGAGAUACGAAAAGAUCGAGUUCCUCGGAGAGGGGCAGUUCGCCACUGUCUACAAGGCUAGGGACGUCUUGAAAGAUGAGAUAGUCGCCGUCAAGAAGAUCAAGCUAGGAACGCGAGCCGAGGCCAAAGAUGGCAUUAACCGAACAGCUUUGCGUGAGAUCAAGCUGCUGCAGGAGCUCUCUCAUCCAAAUAUCAUAGGCCUUUACGAUGUGUUCGGGCACCGGUCCAACGUGUCGCUUGUUUUUGACUUCAUGGUAACUGACCUGGAAGCCAUCAUCAAGGACACGAGCAUAGUGCUGACCGCGGGACACAUCAAGUCCUACACCCUGCAAACGUUACAGGGACUGGAGUAUCUACACCUUAGCUGGAUUCUGCACCGUGACUUGAAGCCCAACAACCUCUUGCUCGAUGACCGGGGUGUGCUCAAAAUCGCCGAUUUCGGCCUUGCAAAGUUCUUCGGCUCACCCACACGCAUCUAUACCCACCAGGUGGUGACCAGGUGGUACCGUGCACCGGAACUGCUAUUCGGUGCACGCAUCUACGGCACUGGCAUCGACAUGUGGGCAGUCGGGUGCAUUCUGGCCGAGUUGCUGCUGCGAGUGCCCUUCUUGCCCGGAGACUCCGACUUGGACCAGUUGAGCCGCAUCUUCCAGACUCUGGGCACACCCUCCGAGAAGGACUGGCCCGGUAUGCCGGCAUUGCCCGACUACGUGCAGUUCCGCAGUUUUCCUGGCACGCCCUUCCGUCACAUCUUCACGGCCGCCGGAGACGAUCUUCUCGACGUGAUUGGACGCAUGCUGGCCAUCAACCCACUGUCUCGCUGCACUUGUGCCGAAGCGCUGCAGAUGCCAUACUUCGCCAAUCGCCCUCCGCCAACCGAGGGGCCCAACUUGCCACUGCCAGCUGCAGUGGUGCAAAAGAGGAACGGUGGUGCCACCAGCAGUAGUAGCAGUGGCAACGGAAACAGUAACCACGGAUUGAAACGAGCCCACAAGGGCGGCGAUGACCCUAGCGUUAUUAAGAAACUUGUAUUUUGAUGCCUCUCAAA
Messenger RNA from Rhipicephalus sanguineus (brown dog tick), 1190 nucleotides. RefSeq names its product cyclin-dependent kinase 7 (gene Cdk7). The transcript has 2 exons. Gene Ontology annotation, cellular component: nucleus; cytoplasm; transcription factor TFIIH holo complex. Bases 124 to 1179 code for a protein of 351 amino acids. Gene Ontology annotation, biological process: protein phosphorylation; positive regulation of transcription by RNA polymerase II. Gene Ontology annotation, molecular function: cyclin-dependent protein serine/threonine kinase activity; RNA polymerase II CTD heptapeptide repeat kinase activity; ATP binding. Lineage: Eukaryota; Metazoa; Arthropoda; Arachnida; Ixodida; Ixodidae. The record is from RefSeq and is a predicted model, not a curated record.